UAAAAUCUUGUACAAAAAGCAACGCAUUGUGAUAAGUUGAUUGUGGCUGUGCAUUAGAAGUUGCUGUUAGUUGCUGUAGAAUGAACUGCAUCAAAACUACAUUCGUCCUGUGUGUCCUGUUCGUCAUACCCAUUGCAUCGCAAGAGGUAGACAAUACAGCGGAGCAAGGCGAGAAUUUCGAGGGAGACAUGAUUCUAAACUCCGAACAAAAGAUGGCCACGGAAGGCAGCUUACGAAAUGUGUUUAUUGCCAAGAAAUACCGAUGGCCUAACAAUACCCUCCGCUAUCGAAUAGACAUCGAGAGUUUUGAUCCCUCUCAGAUCGAGCACAUUCACGAAGCCAUGGCGACGAUUGAGUCUGUAUCAUGUGUGAAGUUUGCCGAGGCCGGUCAAAACGUUAAAAAUUAUGUUAAAAUAGUCGCCGAGAAGCCUGGAUGUUUUGCGACCCUGGGAUACCAUGGAUCUGUGCAAGUAUUGAACCUAACUCCGAACAGAGUGGGAUAUGGGUGCUUUAGGUUGGGAACGAUCAUGCACGAGUUGCUGCACGCGUUGGGAUUCGUCCAUCAGCAAAGUGCAGCCAAUCGAAACGAUUACGUGAAGAUCCUGUGGAAGAACAUCAUACCGGAGCAGAAACAUAACUUCAAGAAGUAUGACUAUUCUAAAGUGACGGAUUUCAACCUUGGGUACGACUAUGGCAGCGUAAUGCACUACAGUGCGCGUUCCUUCAGUAAGAACGGAGAACCGACGAUCAUAACGAAAGAUGACAGCGUAACGAUCGGGCAGCGCCAAGCGCUUAGCGAGAAGGAUAUUAUCAAGCUUAACCGAUUGUAUAACUGCAAGAGGGACGAUCAAAGUUAAUGAUUUAGGGUUGCAUGCGACACUACGAAGCCCUUGUAACUUUCUGAAUAAAAAUCUUUUUUGUUUAAUUUUUCAGACAUAUUAAUAAAUAGGACUUGAAACUUUAUGAAUAAAAAUCAAAAUAAGCAAACACAAA
This is a messenger RNA of Aedes aegypti (yellow fever mosquito), 993 nucleotides long. Its product is annotated as seminal metalloprotease 1. The coding region runs from base 81 to 857 and encodes 258 amino acids. The record is from RefSeq and is a predicted model, not a curated record. The transcript is spliced from 3 exons. Gene Ontology annotation, biological process: proteolysis. Gene Ontology annotation, molecular function: zinc ion binding; metalloendopeptidase activity. NCBI's taxonomy places the organism in Eukaryota, Metazoa, Arthropoda, Insecta, Diptera, Culicidae.